Molecule: messenger RNA, 774 nt
Organism: Paramecium tetraurelia
Lineage: Eukaryota; Ciliophora; Oligohymenophorea; Peniculida; Parameciidae
Exons: 4
Cellular component (GO): mitochondrion
Molecular function (GO): metal ion binding
Source: RefSeq, a predicted model, not a curated record
AUGCUUACUAGUUAAGACAUGAUAAUUGGCUAUGCAGGAGUUUGGAGUCAUGAAUAAUUUAGAGAGUACAUUGAAAGGAAAUUAGUUAAUCAUUAAUAAUUUUUCUAAAGACAAUUAAGGAAAUAAACAACUCCAGAAUUCCUUUCUCAAGCUUAUGCCUUAAGUGAUGAAAAAAAUGAUUCUAUUGAUAUUGCUCUACUUUUUAAAGGGAAUAAAUGGAGCGAUAAAAAUAUGGCUACUUAGCAUAUAUUGAAUUAAAUUUUAGGAUCUUCAAGUUCCUGGUCAACUGGUGGUCCUGGAAAAGGAAUGAGGUCAAGAACAACACUCAAUCUAAUGUAAUCAAUAUCGUCUGUGGAAGAGGCUUCAGGUGUUUCAUAAUUGUUCUCUGAUGCUGGUAUAUUUGGUUUGAGAGUUCAAGGACCUCCUACUUCAAAAUAAGAACUAUAUUCAUGUUUAAUAGAUGAAUUCAGAUAGUUAGGAUAGCCAAUGAGUGAUGAAGAAUUUCUUAGAGGAAAAAACAUAGCUAUAACUUUAAUAAAUUUGAAUUUAGAGAGAUAAGCAGAUCGACUAGAAGAACAAAUCAAAACUACAUUCUUGAUGGGAUAAAAUGCUGUACCGCUUUAUGAAAGUUUGCUUGAAAGUGUCACUAAAGAAGAACUUUAAGAUUACAUAAAGAAUCUUAUAAAUAAUUCUGAACCUACUCUCAUGUACUACGGUAAAAACGUAUAGGAUAUUCCAACUCUUCAACAAAUUAAAAGAAAUUUGAGAAGAUGA